Molecule: messenger RNA, 863 nt
Organism: Pseudonaja textilis
Lineage: Eukaryota; Metazoa; Chordata; Lepidosauria; Squamata; Elapidae
Source: RefSeq, a predicted model, not a curated record
UAAAGAUGACCGAAAGACUAGGAUUUCUGUAUCUCUUGUUAACAUUGUGGGUGCGAAAUACAAAGGAGAAUGGUGUUAAUGAAGAUAAUAGAGCUAACCCUGAAUUGCCUCAAAAUUGUUCAAAGAUUGUGAAGGAUGUCAAAAUCUACAGUCCCACACCAGAAAUCACCAUUGGAGCAAAAGUGACAUUGGUGUGCUACUGGGAGACAGAUUGUCUGCCAAUGAAUUACAUCUUAUUUUUAAACAGAGGAAAAGUGCAAGGUCCUGCACCACAGAGCAUGAAGAAACAAAAAGUUGUAUUUAACAUUACAAUCCAUUCCAUCAGUCAGCUGGGUCCAUAUAAGUGCAAAGCUGGAAACAAAUAUGAGGCAGCGUAUAGCCCAGGUUUCAACUUUACAUUAAGAGAAAAUAAUAAUCUAGUGGUUUUCAUUGUGCCUCCUCUCAUUCUCCUGCUGCUUUUGAUUGCAGCAAUUGUGACAAUUCGACUGUUGAUCCUUCCUUGGUGUAAGGCAAGGAAAUUGAAAUCAGCUAAUAUUUGCACUGCCUAUGAUGAUACUGGAGAGAACCAACUUGACAAUGAACAAUAUGUGGAUUACGGAAUAACUGAAGAAAAUAAAUAUUGCAAUUUGAAAAUGAAAACCAAGACAGAUUACAGAUACGUGAAUGACAGUGAAGACAGUACCAUAAUCUAUGCAGAUGUCAUCUGUAAAUAGAGUGAUUCCUUUAUACAACAAGGAUGAAUGUUUAAAUUAUUCUUUAGUUUCAUAUUAUUUUUGUCACUCUGUAUUUGUACAACAUGGCAGGCAAUCCAACAUCAGAGUAAGUACCUUAACAUUGAUGCAGUCCCCAGAAUCUCAUUUUUC